AUGUCCAACCCGAUCACCGGCCACGAUGCGGACCCCCGCCGGCCGAUCUUCAGCCCCACCAACGGCAUGCCCAUCCCGCGCUACGGCGACGCCUACAUCCCGCACGGCGGAUGGGCCGGCGCUUACGGAGGAGGCGCCGCCCCGGGCUACGGUAACUACUACCUCUACCAACCCAGCCCGUACUCUUAUCCCGCCGCCGCCCCGGUACCCUACCCGGGCUCAACGGCCUACGCGUGGCCGCACGCGCAGCCCGGCGCGUACGCCACCUACCCCCUCCAGCCGGGCGGCCAGGGAUCUUACGCGGCGCGCGCGGCGCAGGGCCUCCCCGCGCUGGACCCGCGCAACCCGGCGGCACAGCUGAGCAACUCGACAGGCGGCACCGGCUGUGAGCCGGGCUACAACUACUUCUUCCCGGCGGCGCACACCAAGAUCCACGUCUUCCGCACGGCGCAGCCGCCGUGGCAGCUGCCGGCCAACGCGCGGGUGCCUUUCGCGGCCUUCCACGUGCCCGUCGGCACCACGCUGGCCGAGCUGCUGCGCGGCUUCGGCGCGAGCAACCCGAACCCCAAGAAGAACAAGUGCUUCGAGAUCGUGCAGGCGGGCAACGGCCGGUGGUACAAGGGCCUCUGCUUCUCGGGCGACGACAAGGACAUGAUGAAGAAGUGCGUCGCAGACGUCGGCUGGGACGCGGGGCGAACGGGCCUGCCGGGGCAGAAGCCGGUGGUGUGCGUGUGGCUCGUCAAGGAUUGA
Colletotrichum navitas is the source of this 750-nucleotide messenger RNA. RefSeq lists its product as uncharacterized. Lineage: Eukaryota; Fungi; Ascomycota; Sordariomycetes; Glomerellales; Glomerellaceae. The record is from RefSeq and is a predicted model, not a curated record. Bases 1 to 750 code for a protein of 249 amino acids. The transcript has a single exon.